Molecule: messenger RNA, 1478 nt
Organism: Drosophila persimilis
Lineage: Eukaryota; Metazoa; Arthropoda; Insecta; Diptera; Drosophilidae
Gene: Rpt1
Product: 26S proteasome regulatory subunit 7
Exons: 1
Coding region: 53-1354 (433 amino acids)
Biological process (GO): proteasome-mediated ubiquitin-dependent protein catabolic process
Cellular component (GO): proteasome regulatory particle, base subcomplex
Molecular function (GO): proteasome-activating activity; ATP binding; ATP hydrolysis activity
Source: RefSeq, a predicted model, not a curated record
UAGCUAGGCUGCCUUUUUGCUGUCGGAAAUUAUAAAUUCGUUAUACAACAAGAUGCCGGACUAUCUGGGAGAUGAUCAGCGCAAAGUGAAACACGACGAGAAGGAGGAGAAGGAAAUAAAGUCGCUGGACGAGGGUGACAUCGAACUUCUGAAGACAUACGGCCAGAGUCAAUACCACAAGUCCAUAAAAAACAUCGAAGAAGACAUUCAAAAGGCUGUGAAGCAGGUCAAUGAGUUGACUGGCAUCAAGGAGAGCGACACAGGUCUGGCACCUCCUGCGCUCUGGGAUCUGGCUGCUGAUAAGCAAAUUCUGCAAAAUGAGCAACCGCUUCAGGUGGCACGUUGCACCAAAAUCAUCAACGCCGACUCGGAUGACCCGAAGUACAUUAUCAACGUGAAGCAGUUUGCGAAGUUCGUCGUGGACUUGGCCGAUUCGGUGGCCACAACCGAUAUUGAGGAAGGAAUGCGUGUGGGUGUCGAUCGCAACAAGUACCAGAUCCACAUACCGCUGCCGCCGAAAAUUGAUCCGACAGUUACGAUGAUGCAGGUGGAAGAUAAGCCGGAUGUGACCUACAGCGAUGUUGGCGGCUGCAAGGAGCAGAUCGAGAAGCUGCGGGAGGUUGUGGAAACUCCGCUGUUGCAUCCCGAGAAAUUUGUCAACUUGGGCAUUGAACCGCCCAAGGGCGUGUUGCUUUUUGGACCGCCUGGCACUGGCAAGACACUCUGUGCCCGAGCCGUUGCCAAUCGCACAGAUGCCUGUUUCAUCCGCGUCAUCGGGUCAGAGCUGGUGCAAAAGUAUGUCGGCGAGGGAGCGCGUAUGGUGCGCGAGCUGUUUGAGAUGGCACGCUCCAAGAAGGCUUGUCUCAUUUUCUUCGAUGAAAUCGAUGCGAUCGGCGGAGCCCGAUUCGAUGAUGGUGCUGGUGGUGAUAACGAGGUGCAGCGUACUAUGUUGGAGCUCAUUAAUCAGCUGGAUGGGUUCGAUCCUCGUGGUAAUAUCAAGGUUCUGAUGGCUACCAACAGACCCGACACUCUAGAUCCAGCGUUAAUGCGUCCCGGCCGUCUGGACCGUAAGGUGGAGUUCGGUCUGCCUGACCAGGAUGGACGCUCGCAUAUUUUCAAGAUUCACGCUCGCUCUAUGUCCGUGGAACGUGACAUUCGUUUUGAUCUUCUCGCUCGUCUCUGCCCCAACUCUACGGGCGCCGAGAUCCGCUCAGUGUGCACGGAAGCCGGCAUGUUUGCAAUUCGUGCGCGUCGCAAGGUGGCCACCGAAAAGGAUUUCCUCGAGGCCGUGAACAAGGUUAUCAAGAGCUACGCCAAGUUUAGCGCCACUCCCCGCUAUAUGACCUAUAAUUAAGACUAGUUUUAUUGGCACUAUUUUGUAUCCACUGAAGGAGAAACUGUAAUAGAUAAUAUAUCCUUCAACUGGCAAUUAAUUAAAUAAAACAAAAAUUUACCUCCGGAUGUUUCGCAAACGAUUA